Cylas formicarius (sweet potato weevil) is the source of this 1380-nucleotide messenger RNA. RefSeq names its product lysosomal Pro-X carboxypeptidase-like. Gene Ontology annotation, biological process: proteolysis. The record is from RefSeq and is a predicted model, not a curated record. The transcript has 2 exons. NCBI's taxonomy places the organism in Eukaryota, Metazoa, Arthropoda, Insecta, Coleoptera, Brentidae. The coding region runs from base 1 to 1380 and encodes 459 amino acids. Gene Ontology annotation, molecular function: dipeptidyl-peptidase activity; serine-type exopeptidase activity.
AUGACGUCCGGGAUACUUUUACUACUACUUUUGGGGGUCUGUUUGGCCGCGACGUACGAUGAGCGGUACCUCGAAGUGCCAUUGGACCACUUCAGUAUCUCCAAAAGCACCUUCAAGCUGCGCUACCUCGUCUACGAACAGGAUUACGUUAAAGGCGGCCCAACGUUCUUUUACUGCGGCAAUGAAGCCGACGUGAAAGUGUUUGUGGAAAACACCGGCUUUCUUUUCGACAUCGCGCCCGUUUUUAAUGCUCUAGUGGUGUUCGCAGAGCACAGGUACUACGGGGCGUCGUUACCCUUCGCAGCGUCAACGUUUAGCAAUGCCGCAAACAUGAGGUAUUUGACGACAUCCCAAGCACUCGCGGAUUUUGUCCUGGUCAUCGACCAAAUCACUGGGAAGUACUACCGCACCAUGCUUACCGACGAUACCUACCCCGUGGUAGCUUUCGGGGGUUCCUACGGAGGAAUGUUGGCCGCUUGGCUCCGCAUGAAAUACCCUCACGCGGUAAUCGGUGCGGUAGCGUCAUCUGCUCCGGUGUUGCAGCACCAGGUGCCCUGCUAUCUCUUCUACCAAGUCGUGACUAACUCUUUCGCCAAGUAUGACAACUGUAGCGCGUGGAUCGGGGAAUCUUGGAGAUUGUUACGCAAUUUGAGUAACAGCGAUAGCGGCAAGAGGAACAUAUCCGCGAUAUUCAAACUCUGCAAACCCCUCAAAACGGAACUGGACUUGAGCAAGAUGAUCGAUUGGUUGGGCGACGUCUACGUCGACAUGGCGAUGGUAAAUUAUCCGUAUCCGACCAAUUUCGUGACAGAAUUGCCCGCGCAUCCGGUAAAAGCUUUCUGCGACAAGAUGAGGAGCUUCGUGAAGGUGAACGAGACUGCGGGUCUCUUGGACGCCCUCGCCGAAGCCUUGCAGGUAUAUACCAAUGCCACGGGACGGAAAAGCUGCAACCGCUACGACACUACCCCGAACGAUCCGGUACAGUACGCGUGGGAUUACCAAGCGUGCGUCGAAUUAGUGAUGCCAAUGUGUUCUACUGAGAGGGACAUGUUUGAAGAAGCCACAUGGGACUUGGGGAAUUACUCGAAGGAAUGUUAUGGAAGAUACGGAGUGGGAUCCCCGAGACCGGAUUCGAUAAACCUCAAAUACGGUGGGGGGAAUCUACGUUACGCCUCCAACAUCCUGUUUACCAACGGCUUAAUGGAUCCGUGGUCGAGUGGGGGAGUACUGAGCAAUAUUUCGGAGACGGUACUGUCAAUUUUGAUUCCGGACGCGGUGCACCACUACGAUUUGAGAGGGGCCCACGCGACUGACUCGCAUGACGUCAUCGAGGCUAGAAACGCGAUCGUCAGCACCAUUAAGAAAUGGUUACGACUUUGA